Messenger RNA from Cynocephalus volans (Philippine flying lemur), 6157 nucleotides. It is a transcript of the gene RAPGEF6, whose product is annotated as Rap guanine nucleotide exchange factor 6. The record is from RefSeq and is a predicted model, not a curated record. Lineage: Eukaryota; Metazoa; Chordata; Mammalia; Dermoptera; Cynocephalidae. Gene Ontology annotation, molecular function: protein binding; guanyl-nucleotide exchange factor activity. The transcript is spliced from 29 exons. Gene Ontology annotation, biological process: small GTPase-mediated signal transduction. The coding region runs from base 47 to 4888 and encodes 1613 amino acids.
CGCGUGGGCUGUUAAGGGCAGACUGGGGAGCACGGGGGCCGCGGCCAUGAACUCACCCGUGGACCCCGGCGCUAGGCAGGCGCUGAAGAAGAAGCCGCCUGAGCGGACCCCCGAGGACUUAAAUACAAUUUAUUCUUAUCUUCACGGAAUGGAAAUAUUAUCAAAUCUCAGGGAACAUCAGCUUAGAUUAAUGUCUGCAAGAGCACGCUAUGAGAGAUACAGUGGCAAUCAGAUUCUUUUUUGUUCAGAAACUAUUGCCAGAUGUUGGUAUAUCCUGCUUUCUGGAUCUGUGCUUGUGAAAGACUCCAUGGUCUUACCUCCUUGCAGUUUUGGUAAGCAGUUUGGAGGAAAAAGAGGAUGUGAUUGUCUUGUAUUAGAGCCUUCAGAAAUGAUUGUGGUAGAGAAUUCCAAAGAUAAUGAAGAUAGUAUUCUACAAAGAGAAAUUCCUGCCAGACAGUCUCGACGAAGGUUUCGGAAAAUCAACUGUAAAGGAGAGCGCCAAACCAUUACUGAUGAUGUAGACAUUAACAGCUAUCUUUCUCUUCCAGCUGAUCUUACCAAGAUGCACCUCACAGACAACCCUCAUCCACAGGCGCCGCAUGUGUCUUCUAGUCAGUCUGGUUGUAGCAUUGCCAGUGACUCUGGGAGCAGCAGUUUAUCUGAUAUAUAUCAGGCUACAGAAAGUGAGGUAGGAGAUGUAGAUUUAACACGUCUUCCAGAAGGACCUGUUGAUUCUGAAGAUGAAGAAGAGGAAGAUGAAGAGAUUGAUCGAACAGAUCCAUUGCAGGGGCGAGAUCUUGUUCGAGAAUGUCUUGAAAAAGAACCUGCAGACAAAACUGAUGAUGAUAUUGAGCAAUUACUGGAGUUUAUGCAUCAACUCCCUGCUUUUGCAAACAUGACCAUGUCUGUAAGGAGAGAACUCUGCUCAGUGAUGAUUUUUGAAGUGGUAGAGCAAGCUGGAGCUAUUAUUCUUGAAGAUGGGCAAGAGCUUGAUUCAUGGUAUGUUAUUUUAAAUGGCACUGUAGAAAUCAGUCAUCCUGAUGGAAAAGUCGAAAAUCUCUUUAUGGGAAAUAGUUUUGGAAUUACUCCCACUCUGGAUAAGCAGCACAUGCAUGGAGUUGUCAGGACUAAAGUAGAUGAUUGUCAGUUUGUCUGCAUAGCCCAGCAGGAUUAUUGGAGAAUUUUAAAUCAUGUGGAAAAAAAUACCCAUAAAGUUGAGGAAGAGGGAGAAAUUGUUAUGGUGCAUGAGCACCGUGAACUAGACCGGAGCGGAACCAGGAAAGGACACAUUGUAAUCAAGGCAACACCUGAGCGUCUCAUCAUGCACUUAAUAGAAGAACAUUCCAUUGUAGACCCAACUUAUAUAGAAGAUUUCCUGUUAACUUAUAGGACAUUUCUUGGAAGUCCUCUGGAUGUUGGAAUCAAACUGUUGGAAUGGUUUAAGAUUGACAGCUUAAGGGAUAAGGUGACACGAAUUGUAUUAUUAUGGGUAAAUAAUCAUUUUAAUGAUUUUGAAGGUGAUCCUGCUAUGACUCGAUUUCUAGAAGAAUUUGAGAAAAACCUGGAAGAUACAAAAAUGAAUGGUCAUCUCCGGUUACUGAAUAUUGCUUGUGCUGCAAAGGCCAAGUGGCGACAGGUUGUGCUGCAAAAGGCUUCCCGUGAGUCCCCUCUGCAUUUCAGCCUUAAUGGAGGAAGUGAGAAGGGAUUUGGUAUUUUUGUUGAAGGAGUAGAACCUGGUAGCAAAGCUGCUGAUGCAGGAUUGAAACGUGGUGAUCAGAUAAUGGAAGUAAAUGGACAAAACUUUGAGAAUAUUACAUUCGUGAAGGCCCUUGAAAUUUUGAGGAAUAAUACUCAUCUUGCACUUACUGUAAAGACCAACAUUUUUGUGUUUAAAGAGUUACUUACUAGGACUGAACAAGAGAAAUAUGGUAUUCCUCAUAUUCCCAAAAUUGCUGAAAAAAAAAGUAAUCGUCAUUCAAUCCAGGAUGUACCAGGAGAUACUGAACAGACGUCACAGGAAAAAGGAAAUAAGAAAGUUAAAGCAAAUACUGUUUCCGGUGGAAGAAACAAAAUCAGGAAAAUUUUGGAUAAAACACGAUUUAGUAUCUUGCCUCCAAAACUAUUUAGUGAUGGAGGCCUGAGCCAAUCACAGGACGACAGCAUUUUGGGAACCAGGCACUGUAGACAUAGUCUGGCUAUAUUGCCUAUUCCUGGAACACUCUCAUCCAGCAGUCCCGAUCUCCUACAGCCUACCACCAGCAUGUUGGAUUUUUCCAAUACUUCAGAUAUUCCUGAUCAAGUUAUAAGAGUUUUCAAAGCGGAUCAACAAAGUUGCUACAUUAUCAUCAGUAAAGACACUACAGCUAAAGAAGUAGUUUGUCAUGCUGUUCAUGAAUUUGGUUUGACUGGCGCGUCUGACACACAUUCUCUCUGUGAAGUUUCUGUUACUCCUGAGGGUGUCAUAAAACAGAGAAGACUUCCAGACCAAUUCUCCAAAUUAGCUGAUAGAAUUCAACUCAAUGGAAGGUAUUAUUUAAAAAAUAACAUGGAGACAGAAACCUUAUGUUCAGAUGAAGAUGCUCAAGAACUAAUUAAGGAGAGCCAACUGUCAUUGCUGCAGCUCAGUACCAUUGAGGUGGCCACUCAGCUGUCAAUGAGGGACUUUGAUUUGUUUCGAAAUAUUGAGCCUACUGAAUAUAUUGAUGACCUUUUUAAGUUAGAUUCCAAAACAGGAAAUAUUCACUUGAAAGAGUUCGAGGACAUUGUAAACCAAGAGACAUUCUGGGUUGCCUCAGAGAUUUUAACUGAAUCAAAUCAGCUCAAACGAAUGAAGAUUGUUAAGCAUUUUAUUAAAAUUGCACUUCAUUGUCGAGAAUGUAAGAACUUUAAUUCCAUGUUUGCAAUAAUAAGUGGCUUGAACCUGGCACCUGUAGCACGACUCAGAGGUACUUGGGAAAAGUUACCAAGCAAAUAUGAGAAACAUCUCCAGGAUCUGCAAGACCUUUUUGAUCCAUCUAGAAACAUGGCAAAGUAUAGAAAUAUUCUUAGUAGUCAGAGCAUGCAGCCUCCGAUUAUUCCACUCUUCCCUGUUGUCAAGAAAGAUAUGACAUUUCUACAUGAAGGAAAUGACUCCAAAGUAGAUGGUUUAGUAAACUUUGAGAAGCUAAGAAUGAUUGCCAAGGAAAUCCGUCAAGUUGUUCGAAUGACUUCUGCUAACAUGGACCCCGCUAUGAUGUUCCGACAGAGGAAGAAGAGGUGGCGGAGUCUGGGGUCAUUGAGUCAAGGCAGCACAAAUUCAAACAUGCUAGAUGUUCAGGGAGUUGCUCACAAGAAAAGGUCACGUCGCAGCUCUCUACUUAAUGCCAAGAAGCUAUAUGAGGAUGCCCAAAUGGCAAGGAAAGUGAAACAGUAUCUUUCCAGUCUGGAUGUAGAGACAGAUGAGGAGAAGUUCCAGACGAUGUCACUGCAGUGGGAGCCUGCAUAUGGUACCUUGACCAAGAAUUUAAGUGAGAAAAAAUCAGCUAAAUCGUCCGAAAUGUCUCCGGUGCCUGUGAGGGCAGCUGGCCAAACAGCUAAAGCCCACUUGCAUCAGCCCCACAGAGUAAGCCAGGUGCUUCAGGUGCCAGCUGUGAAUUUGUACCCCAUCAGGAAGAAGGGACAAUCAAAAGAUUCUGCACUGAGUACAAGUUUACCUCAGAAAGUUUUAGGAACAACUGAAGAAAUGAGCGGUAAGAAACAUACAGAAGACACUGUUUCUGUGGCAUCAUCCUUACAUUCUAGUCCUCCUGCGUCUCCUCAAGGUUCCCCUCGGAAAGGUUAUACACUUAUACCAUCAGCUAAAUCUGACAACUUGUCUGACUCCAGUCAUAGCGAGAUUUCUUCCCGGUCCAGCAUCGUGAGCAAUUGUUCUGUUGACUCCAUGUCUGCAGUUCUACAGGAUGAGCGGUGUUCCUCUCAGGCCCUGGCAGUCCCUGAAUCCACAGGGGCAUUGGAAAAGACAGAGCACCCCUCAGGGAUAGGAGACCAUAGUCAACUUGGCCCUGGGUGGACAUUCUCAAAGUCGUAUCUAAUCAAGGGUUCAGCUGUCUCAUCUUCUGUGAGCAAUGAAGAGAUUUCUCAUGAGCAUAUCGUUAUAGAAGCAGCCGACAGUGGUCGUGGAAGUUGGACUUCCUGUUCAAGCAGCUCCCAUGACAAUUUCCAGAGUCUUACAAACCCCAAAAGCUGGGAUUUUUUGAACUCUUAUAGACAUACCCAUUUGGGUGACUCCAUUGCCGAAGUAGAACCCACUGACUGUGAGCCCUAUUCCUGUCCUAAAGGCUGCUCUAGAACUUGUGGUCAGUGUAAAGGAAACCUAGAGACUAAUCAAUUGAGACAGAGUUGGACGUCCUCCAGUUCUCUGUCUGACACAUAUGAACCAAACUAUGGGACAGUUAAACGGAAAGUGUUGGAGAGCACCCCAGGUGAGUCAUCUGAGGGACUGGACCACAAGGAUGCUGCUGACCCAGUUUAUAAAACUGUCACUUCAAGUACAGAAAAGGGCUUAAUUGUGUACUGUGUCACCUCACCCAAGAAGGACGAUAGGUAUAGGGAGCCACCUCCCACUCCUCCAGGAUAUAUGGGGAUUUCUUUAGCGGACCUAAAGGAAGGACCCCACCCGCACCUAAAACCUCCAGAGUAUAGUGUGGCAGUGCAGAGGUCAAAGAUGAUGCAUAGCAGCCUCUCUAGACUGCCACCAGCCUCUCUCAGUAGCAACCCUGUGGCCUGUGUUCCAUCGAAGAUUGUAACUCAGCCUCAGAGGCAUAAUUUGAAGCCAUCCUAUCCUAAACUAGCAGAUGUGACUGAUGCAGAUAGCGAAGCAGAUGAAAAUGAACAGGUUUCAGCAGUCUAGCUUUCGGAUGUGACCCAUUUUAAAGACCACUGAAUGUCAUGGAGGAGUGGGCAGAACCAUAUCAUGAUUCUGCAGCCCACUGCCAACAAACAGCUCACUGCUGCUUCUAACCCAGAGGCUUCAUUCCCUGUACUCUGAGCAAAUGAAAUAGACUUGAAUCAUGCUUCCUUUCAGUUAAACCCUGCAGAUGCAUCGUUUCUUCAGCUAUGGAUGCCAUGCCCAGAUACCAGUCUCUACUUUGCACGCCAGACCUGCCUUGGGACCACAAUCACAGGACAAAUUCAAACUCAGAGUUGUGCCCAUGUGUAUCACUGUAGAUUUUCCUUCACAAGUUAUUUUAAAGAUAGUGAUAUUAUUUCCAAGCCAUAGCUUGGGCUAAAGGACAAAUUCAAAAUGUCUGCCAAUACCAAGUAUAUUCUUAUGUUUUUGCAAAGUAACUUAUUAUUUGAAGUGUUGUGAUUUUGUUUGUGUUUGGGAGCUCUUGUUAGCUGAUGUUUGUGUUUGAGGCCAUAAAACUGUCUCUGGUCUGACCAAAAGAGUUAUCUUUACAGAGACAAUAUGCUUGAUCUAUACAGAGAUAUAACUCGCUCUAUAGCACCAGUGCAAUGUAUAGUCUCAGUAUGAGUGGGAUAGGAAGUCCUUUGCAGUUGAGGUGUUAGGAACCUGCUGAUCAUGGUGUAGAAGGCUAAGUGAAGCUGCCACAGGGUUUCUUGUCAGUCCUUUGGGAAAGGGAUACAGGAGUAGGAUGGGGUGGGUAGGAACCCUAAUUUCCAAAGAACAAAAUUUUGAUGUCAAAUGACGUGUAUACAAAUUCUUUCUGAAGUGAAAGUCAUGCUGCAUCUAAUUGUAACUAAAAUUAUAAAUCCAAUAAAUAGAGAAUGGGUUCUGAAGAGUUCUAAUCUAUAGAAACUCAAAACUAAAAAUUCUCACAAUUCAAGUAUGGAGUUCUUUUUUUUAAAGGAAGUAUAAUCAUAGGUGUUGUAAUGAUUAAGAUGAAUUUGACUUUAUGCAGUGUUCUGCAAACUUAACACCCCCACAUCUCACAGUGCCGGGUUGUAUCUGAUCUUGAUAAACACUGCAGCUCUCAGCUGCCUCAAUAGCCCACUAAGGUAUAAAAUUGGUUGAAAAUUUUGUGAAAGUAGAGCUGGAAUUAUAGAAGUGAUUUGUCUCUUGGUUCUCAGUUUGAGAUCACGAAUGAUUGUCCUUGAAAUGACAUACAUUUCCAGCCUCUUAGACAUGGCACUCUUAAUUAAAGUAGUGAAGUUUCAA